UUUGGUGAGUUGGGUAGGACAAUUUGAUGAUAUGGAUUUUCAAUGGAUGGUGGAGUUCCUGAAGGGCAUGCUGAAGCCAAUCGCCGCCACUGCGGUGGUGCUUUUGGCGGUGUUUUUGUCAUAUUUUCAGAGAUUGGGUUUAGGGGGCGAAAUGGUUUAUUCAAUUCUAAGGGCUUUUCUUCAGCUCUCUGUUAUUGGCUUCGUUCUUGAGUUCAUUUUUAGUCAGCACAAUAACGGAUGGAUCGUCGCCGCUUAUCUUUUCACGGUCUCUGUUGCUGGUUAUACAGCUGGUCAACGUGCCAAACAUGUCCCUAAUGGGAAGUAUGUUGCCGGAGCCUCAAUUCUGGCAGGAACUGCGGUGACGAUGUUGGUGCUAGUUGUGCUGCGUGUUUUCCCUUACACUCCACGCUACAUAAUACCCGUGGCAGGGAUGAUGGUUGGCAGUGCAAUGAGAGCCACUGGAGUUACAAUGAAGAGACUCCGAGAUGAUAUCAAGAUGCAACUAAACCUGGUUGAGACAGCAUUGGCUCUUGGGGCUACUCCUCGCCAAGCAACACGUGAACAGGUGAAAAGGGCUCUGGUUAUCUCGCUCUCUCCGGCCUUGGACAGUGCCAAAACCGUGGGUCUCAUAUCCCUUCCCGGUGCCAUGACUGGCCUCAUAAUGGGAGGAGCAUCUCCUCUGGAGGCCAUUCAACUGCAGAUUGUGGUCAUGUGCAUGCUCUUUGGAGCAUCAACUAUUAGCAGCAUCAUGUCGACAUACCUCUGCUGGCCUGCCUUCUUCACCAAAGCUUACCAGCUAGAAACUAAGGUCUUCUCUUCAGAUUGAGGUUGGCAUAGUUUUAAACCCUAUUCCCAUUCCACUCAAUUGUGAUGUAACUUGAAUGGGGAGAGCAAUACAAAUCUUUAGGGCCUAGUGGUUAUUGUUUGGUAUGAAUCACGUCUAGGUGUGAAUCAUAGACGACAUUCACCAUUCAAAUAUGAUUUUUGCACCCCAUGAAUUUUCUAGCUCCAGCUUGAGAUCUACUUUGGAUGCUUAAAGAAAGUUGCAAGUGUGGUAUGUCAAAUAUUUGAAUUUGACAUUUCCAAUAGUUUAAGCAGAAACAAUCCUUUUGAGUUUUAACAGACUACAUAUAGAAUUUGUCUGUUGGAUUGCAAUUUAUGUUCAAAAUAGACGGUGAAGACGUUUUUGUUUCAUUCCAAAGAAUUGUAAGGAACUGUUUUGAGAAGUUGAAUGCUAUGAAUGAACUGUUUUAAGUUUUUUCU
This is a messenger RNA of Cornus florida, 1263 nucleotides long. Its product is annotated as protein ALUMINUM SENSITIVE 3-like. Bases 32 to 826 code for a protein of 264 amino acids. Gene Ontology annotation, biological process: response to aluminum ion. The record is from RefSeq and is a predicted model, not a curated record. The transcript is spliced from 3 exons. Lineage: Eukaryota; Viridiplantae; Streptophyta; Magnoliopsida; Cornales; Cornaceae.